AUGAAGUUCAUCCUUCCACUCUCGUUGUCCCUCAUGGGCCUCGGCCUAUCUGUUGCACAUACUUUCAUGGAAUCUCAUGUCGAAGUCCUUCCAACUACUCGCCUCAAGCAAUCCUCCAUUAUAUCGACAUUACCUCUUCUCCCAACAAUCCAAACUAUCGCUCUUCUAGCCACCCUUCCGGCUCUAGGUAUCUAUACACCAGCUCUGAUCGGUAUUGGCAUCAUGUCAAGCAAUGUACAAGCAAAGUCCUGGGAAACAGGUCCUGGUCUGAGUUCUGAUCCACAUUGGAGUCCAAGCCCAAUCGAUAGGCGACGAGCACAUCCUAGAGAUAUUUCUGCUGUAGCCACCAGCAUUGAACACAAAAAUUCCUACCAUGUAGCUGAAGUUUUGAUCAAAAAAUUUGCAGACCUUAUCAGACGCUUAAAUGGACAGCAUGCCGAAUUUGAGUGCUCGGGACAUCUUCCGAAGUUUGCCGCUUUGGGUAGGGAAAAUGCAGAUAAAGGUGAAUCAACAUAUAUCGACCCACAUGAAUCAUCCACAGACUCGAGUGAACAACAUCAUGUUACAAAAUCAGAUCUCAAAAUUCGGCGCAAUGGCAAUACGCCUCAGUCUAGAGGUUCGUGUGGAAGUUUUUCUGACGCUGUAAAUACGUCCGAUGCUGAUGAGUGUUUGUCCACCGAUGGAAAAUCUGGAUCACUCGUUUCGAGAAGCCGCUGGCAAGACUUUAUACAUCUCUGCUGGGGUCUAGGGGCGCACUAUAGCCCGCAUGAAAAUAGGUGUAAUGGUGACUGA
This is a messenger RNA of Botrytis deweyae, 792 nucleotides long. RefSeq lists its product as uncharacterized. The transcript has 2 exons. The record is from RefSeq and is a predicted model, not a curated record. Bases 1 to 792 code for a protein of 263 amino acids. NCBI's taxonomy places the organism in Eukaryota, Fungi, Ascomycota, Leotiomycetes, Helotiales, Sclerotiniaceae.